Phyllostomus discolor (pale spear-nosed bat) is the source of this 1459-nucleotide messenger RNA. Its product is annotated as olfactory receptor 3A2. The record is from RefSeq and is a predicted model, not a curated record. Gene Ontology annotation, cellular component: membrane. Gene Ontology annotation, biological process: G protein-coupled receptor signaling pathway. NCBI's taxonomy places the organism in Eukaryota, Metazoa, Chordata, Mammalia, Chiroptera, Phyllostomidae. The transcript has 2 exons. Bases 234 to 1181 code for a protein of 315 amino acids. Gene Ontology annotation, molecular function: G protein-coupled receptor activity; olfactory receptor activity.
UCUUGGAUGACUCCUGCCUGUCUCUUCUUUCCUGGGAGGGAUAAUUUCUGAGACACCCCCAGGGGACAAGACCUAGUGACUAGGGCCCUGGGCUAAAGAUGAAAUCAAUUUGUUUUUCCUCAUUUUCCUCUAUACAGUUGCUUUCUUUCUGAGUAGAUAAUUGACUCUGCACAGCUCCUCAUCUUCUUUCCUGAAGAGGACUCCCUGGUUUCUCCACCCAUGCCAGGGUUCUCAUGGAGCCAGAAUCAGAGGCAAAUGGAACUGCUGUCACUGAGUUUAUUCUACUGGGCUUGGUGGAGACACCAGAGCUGUGGCCUUUUGUCUUUGUGCUCUUCCUCUUUGCCUACCUGGUUUCAGUUGGGGGCAACCUGAGCAUCUUGGCUGCCAUCUUGGUCGAGCCCAAACUCCAUACACCCAUGUACUUCUUCCUGGGGAACUUGUCAGUGCUGGAUGUUGGGUGUAUCACUGUCACUGUCCCUGCCAUGUUGGAUCGCCUCUUGUCCCAUAGGCGUAUAAUCUCCUAUCAAGCCUGCCUCUCCCAACUCUUCUUCUUCCACCUUCUGGCUGGGAUGGAUUGCUUCCUAUUGACAGCCAUGGCCUAUGACCGAUUCCUGGCCAUCUGCCGGCCCCUCACCUACAGCACCCGCAUGAGCCAGACAGUCCAGUCAUCACUGGUGGCUGUGUCCUGGGCCUGUGGCAUCAGCAAUGCACUGACCCACACUAUUGCCCUUAGUACCCUCAACUUUUGUGGUCCCAAUGUCAUCAAUCACUUCUACUGUGACCUCCCACAGCUCUUCCAGCUCUCCUGUUCCAGCAUCCAAUUCAAUGAGCUGUUGCUCUUUGUCAUGUGUAUUCUAAUGGCAGGUGUCCCUCUGGUUCUCAUCAUCACCUCCUACACCCACGUGGCAGCUGCAGUUUUACGAAUCCGCUCAGUGGAAGGCAGGAAGAAAGCUUUCUCCACAUGUGGCUCCCACCUCACUGUGGUUUGCCUCUUCUAUGGAACUGGUAUCUUCAACUACAUGCGUUUAGGUUCAGAGGAGUCUUCAGACAAGGAUAAAGGGGUUGGGGUUUUCAACACAGUUAUCAACCCCAUGCUGAACCCACUUGUCUAUAGCCUUAGAAACCCUGAUGUGCAGGGUGCCCUGUGGAGGGUGCUCAUGGGGAAGUGGUCACUGACCUGAGCAGUGAUAGGCUGAUAAUGCCUCUCCUUUCCUGCCUUUUCUGAGUUGAGGGAAAUUUUCCAUCAAAGCAGUAACCUGGAGAAAUGAUUACAAACCAUUCAUUUAUACACUGUGAUGUUGGAAAAUUUUGUGUUAUGUAUCUGUCCAGCAAAGGAUCCCUACAUAAUCUAUUCAUUUACUUGGGAAACAAAUGUUUAUUGAUUUGCUUGUAUGAUCCAAACACUCCUCCUGGGCACUGGUGAACAAUCUCUGCACUUGUACAACUCACGUUUUAAUGA